AUGCUCUUACAGAACACAGUCGUCAAGCGAGGAAUCCUGCAACUGCGACGUCAGUCUUAUACUCCCGCCGCCGGCUCACGGCUCGACUCGUCGGUUAAACAUGCAGACGUGGCUGUGAACGACACCACCGACUCAACCCAAACACAAACGCAUGAGCUGAUCAUGUCAAUGCCUGAUCACUCAUCCCGCGGCACGCAUCCUCCACCUCCGCCAUCCGCCACUGGCCACCCUCUUCCUCGCCGCGCCUCGGCCGCGAACUCGGUGACGCUCCGCCACCACCGUCUCGCCCGCGAUGCUUCGCUCCGCGCCAGCCCGGGCUCGGGGCCUGCCAACUCGAGCAACGUGAUGUCGUCGCCGCGGAGGAACUCGUCGGGCGAAAGCCACGAGACUGGCCAUAGCGAUCCCAAGAAAUGGUUCGACCAGUCGAACCAGAACCCGACUGCGAUCUUUGAUAACACAAUCAUGGAUGUCGAUCCGCCAUUUUUCCAAAAAGAGUCCGAUUCCUCCAAUGAGGAAAAGCCUUUUCCGUACCAGCACCAUGCCGUUCCGCCCAGAUUGGCCACGGCGCAAAGCAGCAGUGCCGAUGACUACCGGAGUGUCAUCGAUGACCUGACGGUCGAAAUCCAGAAGCUCAAGGAGGAGUUGAAGCGUUACAAGCAAAAAGGGCCCGACAUGUUGCGCAAGGACAAGCUUUUCGAGAUUAAGAUCCAUGGUCUCCCGAAACGCAAGAGGCGAGAGCUGGAAACAACUCUCCGUGACUUCACAGCCAGCCUACAGCACUCCCAGGAUGCCUCGUCCUCGCAGCGCAACAAGUCACGGCAUGCGAUGCGCGAUAACACGUACUCGGGCUCCGGCUCCGGCUCCGUGUCCAAGCACGCAUCCUCUUCAACCGGCUCCAACGCGCGACCCGUCGACUCGGCAUACGCGUCCAUGUCUACGGGCGCCAACUCGUCCGGCACGUCCCUAGGCCGACCACCGAUGAGUUCGAGGGUCCGGUCGUCCGAGCAAAAGGUGGAAAAUUACCUGCGCGACAUUCCCGAGGGGCUCUAUCCGCGACACAUGGCCAUGACUGAGAGGGAUAAGAAGAGGCUCGUCGUCAAACGCUUGGAACAGCUCUUCACCGGCAAGAUUGGCGUGGUUCCCGAAGACCAGCCUCCGUCACGUCAACAGGUUCACCUGCCCCCGACCCUGGCUACUGCCGAACCAUCCCGCGAGGCGAGGAUUCUUCCUCUCGAACGGCCGUCCGACCCAUCCGGCAAGAAGACGCAGUCACGAGACAACGGGUCAGCAUCAAAUUCCAACGGGGACCAGACCGAAUCUGGUGGCAACGGAAACAGCAGUGACUCCGGCGCAAACACGUCGCCACCGAACAUGCUGCUGCCACCGGAACAGCGACCGACGCGCGUCAAGGAUCUUGACCCGGAUCGUGUCCAGGUUCCAUCCGAAAACAUGGAGUAUAUUCGGCAUCUCGGCCUUGUCCCCCCCGAACUCUUGGCCGAUGCCUCUCGGGCAGCGCCAGACGUUCACCCCGAUGCUGAGGGCUGGGUCUACUUGAAUCUUCUGUGUAGCCUUGCCCAGCUGCACAUGAUCAACGUCACCCCUAGCUUUGUGCGCUUUGCUGUGUCCGAGAUGAGCACAAAGUUUCAGCUGUCUCCCGAUGGCCGCAAGAUUCGUUGGCGAGGCGGAAGCGAAGGCACCAGGUUCUCCGGCGACAGCUCCGGCGACGCCUCUCAGAGGAGCCCUGACACGGAUGACACGACGUGCUCUAACAAUGAGGAGUCGUGUAAGCGACGGAAGACGGGAAACUCGACGGGCGAUGGGUUUCACUCUGGCGACAGCUCCAGCAAGAAGCCGUACACGUUUGGGCCGCAAGUCUCGGGGUCCUCGGAAGGUUUCCACUACAAACCACUGUUUGUUCAGCAGGGAUCGCCCGACGGCCAGACGUCAAUAGACGAUACAGUGUCAUCAUUCGGCCCCGUCGAGGACAGCAAUAUGGGCGCCUCCCGCUGGGAGCUGAGUGGAUCCGGGACGUCGAAUCGCAGGAAGCGGCGCCACGAUGGAGCCAUCAUCUACUACAGCGGCGCACCUUUUUGCACUGAUCUCUCGGGAGACUGUGGCGACGUGUCACCAGCCACAUAUAUGUUGUCGAGCGGUCAGGAGCCAAACGAAUCGCCUUCACAAUUUAUGCGGCCACUUCCACGACGCUCCGAGUCUGGGUCGUCUCUGUGCUAUCGACCGUUGAAUGAUCACCCGAUAUCGAGUGUCAGUUCCAAGAUGGACGUCCAUAAUGUCCAUGCUACCCCCGGCCUGACCAGUGGCUCGGAAGAUGAGGCUGGUGAUGUCGAGCUCGACUUGAGCUGGUCUGGGGAGCAACAGUACAUGGAGGUUCGCCCAUUGGAGCCCUGCGGGCUUGGAGGUGUCUUACCUGACGACCACUUUAUGGUGGUGGUUUCUACGAAGCGCCCCAUCAAAGACGUGGUGUUGUCGACGGAGAAAGGCAACGACGACAUGGCAACGGAUUGCAUCGUCAACCGCCUGGCGACCAUGUCGACGUCAUAUCCCGUACCACGUACGUUGUGCUCGUCGACGCAAUGCCCUGCAAACCCCAUCGAAGUCCAGUAUGUGUCGGGUCGCAUCAAGCGCCUGGCACCGGUCCCGCUUCCACCGCCCGCCAUCUUUUUCCCACCUUUCAGUAACGACGACUCCAGCGACGGGGACACGGAUGCGGGCUUCGAUGGCGACGACGACGAGUACGAGACUUCAGAGUGCACGAGCCGCAAGGCCAACCCUCAUCAGUCAGACGGUUAUCCCGACGGCGUGGAUCUUAGCAGCGGAGACGAAGAUGGCGAGGACCCGGACGACGAACCUGAAACGUGCCGCAUGUAUGACGUUGAAGAUCGCAAAUGGGACGAGCGAGGCCUCGACGAUCUUGCUCGCCGGUCGAUUGGCAGCGCCGAAGCUGCCCCGGGCACGCUGCGAGGGCGAAGCAAGAGCGCUGCGAGCGAGAUGGUGGCUCGGACGGGCGGAAGCUCAGUUGCCACGGCCGGAGGCGUUGAGAGCGGAUACAGCAGCAGCGUCGAAGCGAGCAGCUAA
Hirsutella rhossiliensis is the source of this 3093-nucleotide messenger RNA. RefSeq names its product frequency clock protein. The transcript is spliced from 3 exons. The record is from RefSeq and is a predicted model, not a curated record. The coding region runs from base 1 to 3093 and encodes 1030 amino acids. Gene Ontology annotation, biological process: regulation of DNA-templated transcription; circadian rhythm. Gene Ontology annotation, cellular component: cytoplasm; nucleus. NCBI's taxonomy places the organism in Eukaryota, Fungi, Ascomycota, Sordariomycetes, Hypocreales, Ophiocordycipitaceae.